AGCAGAAUCCACCUCUUGUUCUCUUACCAUCAGCCUGUCUUACCAUCAGCCUGUGUUCCUGUGUCCUUGCAUUGCCAGGUUUGCGCCAUGUCUAGACACAGAUACGUACGAAAUAUCGAUAUCAAUGAGGAGCUGGAGGAGGACGUGCUAUCAGACGGGGGAGAAGAGGAGCUUUUUCCAGAGGAGUACGAACAGCUAAUGCGCGGACUUGAGCAAGUCAGAGUCACUCUGGGCUCUGAAGAGCAGUCCGACAUAUCUGAUGAAGAUAUCAAAGACGCACUUUCCUACUAUAAUUAUGACGUCCAUCAAAGCGUCAACUGGCUUUUGGAAGAACAGGAGAAGAGAAAGGCUGCUAGAGAGCGUAAAGGCGAAAAAUCACUCCCUCCCCCACCUGAAGCCUACGAGGAUGCUGGUGCUGAUAUGCGAACCGUAUAUCCUGGUUUACCGUCAAGCGCUUCAGGAAGAUCGAACAUUCCUUUGAUUAGACUGGCACCGAGUCAGCCGCAAGAGGAGUUUGAGUAUUCUGACUAUACGCCGAGCGAGUCUCCACGCCGUCAGCUCAGCACGAUCACAGAGCGGACAGAGCAGAGCACUGAUACAGGUAGUCUGACGCCGAGAGCUCGCGAGCCUAUAAGUCUGCCAAGGACCCCAUCGGUGGCAAGCACCAGCGACUACGGAGAGGUAAUUGUCCGUCCGGACCAAGAUACCAACUUGGUGCCUUCUUCCUCGUCUGCUGCUCGGCCACUUUCCAAUGUCGUACCAGCAAUAUCAAUGUCGUCCUCCGAAUCUCGCACGGCCACGCCUACUACCAUGUCUCCUGUGUCCACGUUCAGUGCGCCUGUACCGUCGCUGUCGUCCAUCCCGGACAUACCGUCCUUGCAUACGAAGAAGUCAACUAUACGUCCUGGAAGCGAGAAGAAGUCGAAGUUAUCUGCUCUUGCCGGCUCUAGGUCAAGCGCAAGGUCAGCGGGAUCCAGUGUCAUUUCCGCGAGCGAAGCCUCUAGGUCUCAUACACCAUCGGAGGAGGAGUCCUUGGCGACUUUCCCGUCGCUGAGACCGACUUCGGCGUCACUGAUGUCGAAGAGAUACGAUGAUCAAUCAUCUAUCUCUGGAACGUCAUCCAUGUCAAUGCAUGUCCGCCGAGCGGUUCAGACUGCUCUAGAUCUGGAAGCUCCUGACCGGAUCGCGAGUUCAUCUGAAUCACGCUCCCAUCAUCACCACCACGCUUCGCUCUCGCAGGAUCCUUCUGAGUCUGCCACUGCUCAGCCGCUACCUGAGCCACAACCUCAACGAUCUCCUCCCCAAGCAAUGAUUUCUUCCCCUCCUACGAGGACAGCUGUGCCGAUUCCUGAAAGUAGCGCAGCACAGCUACAUCAUCGCCGUUCUCACCUACCAACCCCGCCGGCCACUGAGCAAGCAGCGACGGUGCCGCCUCAGGAAAUUGCUCCUGAUAGUAACCUCCCAGUAUCGGAGGUGAUACGCCUCCCUGCGCUAUCAGAAGCAACAGCUCGUCAAUCCUCGAAGCUUGCGAAGCUGGCUCAAGCAAAGGCGCAACAGGGACCGUGGAUGCCAAAGCCGAGGAAGUCGUCAGCAGAGCAGUUUAAUCCCUUGCAAUUGCGUGGCAGCCACACGAAAUAUAUGAUGCCGAUUGCCAACGGUCCCACAGCGACAACAGCAAUUACGACUUCAUACCAGACUCUUGCCAGUCUAGCAACGGCAGCGCGGUCUGAGCUUCCUCCUUCCAUACUCCCUUCAGGACGCGUGGGCGAUUUUUUGGCACCAAGAGUGGAUCACGGAGGAGUUGAAACGAAGACGUCGAAGUUAGCUAUGAAAAGCCGUAAAGCACAUCAGAAACACGAGCCUGAGCCUGCUAUUGACAAGCCCCAGCCCACUCCGAGCGAGCUUCCGCUUUUCUCGCCUAAAGGCACCCGCACCCACAAGUCCAGCACGCGACACGGGCGGACGGAGAAGGGAAGGGAGGAGAGAUCACGCUCGUCAGAACGCCAGGCGGCCGGCUAUUCUACCAGGACUCGCACUGGUUCAUUGAGUCAUCGUGAGAGACGGGAGACGGCCCUCUCCUCUGUGGCUGAGCUGUCACCGCUGGCUGGUUUCGCCUUCGAUAUACCCAGUCCUGACGAUAUUGUAUCCAAUGCUCGGAGGGGGACAUCUUUGGCAGCACGUUCUGGUUCCGGUCCUUCAUCAGGGUCGCAUUCUGCUCCUUCCGGGCGUUCUGCUCGCGGUCAUUCUGCAGUUGACGCUGUUGCUUCCUGAUCGAGCUGUAUUGACAUAUGCUAACUAUUCAAUUUGUAUCAAUAUAUUCCAGCUGCUAAGGAACGCGAGAAGGCUGCGAAACUGGCACAGCACAAAAAGGAGACUCAGACGAGUGCAACAGCGUCGGCCGCUGCAAAGGUACCUAAAAAAAGAUGCCUCCUCCAGAGGAAGAACCACCGAAGGCGGCGAUUGCACUUGAUAAGCUAUUGGACGAAGUCAAGAAGGAGUUGCAGGACCGCGAACA
Messenger RNA from Laetiporus sulphureus 93-53, 2515 nucleotides. RefSeq lists its product as uncharacterized. Bases 88 to 2271 code for a protein of 727 amino acids. The transcript is spliced from 8 exons. The record is from RefSeq and is a predicted model, not a curated record. Lineage: Eukaryota; Fungi; Basidiomycota; Agaricomycetes; Polyporales; Laetiporaceae.